Messenger RNA from Orcinus orca (killer whale), 15443 nucleotides. RefSeq names its product zinc finger and BTB domain containing 10 (gene ZBTB10). The record is from RefSeq and is a predicted model, not a curated record. The coding region runs from base 589 to 3207 and encodes 872 amino acids. NCBI's taxonomy places the organism in Eukaryota, Metazoa, Chordata, Mammalia, Artiodactyla, Delphinidae. Gene Ontology annotation, biological process: regulation of transcription by RNA polymerase II. Gene Ontology annotation, molecular function: protein binding; RNA polymerase II cis-regulatory region sequence-specific DNA binding; DNA-binding transcription factor activity, RNA polymerase II-specific. The transcript has 6 exons.
GUUCAUUUGCCAUUCGACCUCCGCCGGGGCCUGGUCGGACGGAAACGCUCCGCCGGCUUUAUUGUCGGUUCGUUAUGUGGCGGAGCCCGGCAGUUUAACGUGCUUCUUGCCCUCAGCGCCUCGGAAGCCGGCAGCGGGUUGGGACUCCUCGGCGCGCCGGAGGAAGAAUAUCUGUUUGGAGGGUCGGUUUGUGCGCGCGGCUUUAAAGAGGGGGCAGCGGAGGGUCUCCCCGCACUCCGCCUCUCAACUUCGAAGGCCCCACGCGCCCCGGCUCGCUGCUCACCUCUCCGCCGCCCGCCCCCUUCUCCGCGCGGGACGCUGCCCGGAGCGCAGCGGGGCGGGGGUGGAGGAUUAGGAGGCGGCCGGAGGCGGCGGCCCGGCGGGAGGCGGCGGCGGCGGCGGCGGCGGCGGACGCGUGAGGCAGCCCCGGGGAGCGAGCGCGAGCCGGGCGGGAGGGCGAGGCCGAGCCCCGCGAGACCGGAACGCCCGGGGUGGGGGCGGGGGCGAAGCGGAGGGGGAGCGCGCGGGACGCGGCCCGAGGCCGGGCGCGAGCCGGGGCACCGGGCGGCGGCGGCGGCGGCGCGCGCCAUGUCGUUCAGUGAAAUGAACCGCAGGACGCUGGCGUUCCGAGGAGGCGGGUUGGUCACCGCCAGCGGCGGCGGCGGCGGCGGCUCCGCGAACAAUAACGUUGGCGGGGAGGCCUCGGCUUGGCCCCAGCACCCCCAGCCAAGACAACCCCAGCCGCCAGCGCCGCAGCAGCUCAAUGGGCGGGGGGCCGACGAGGAAGUGGAAUUGGAGGGCCUGGAGCCCCAAGACCUGGAGGCCUCUGCCGGGGUGGCCGCCGCCGCCGAGGAAACCAAGGAGUUGCUGCUCCCCCAAGACGCGGGCGGCCCCACCUCGCUGGGCGGCGGUGGCGCAGGGGGCCCCCUGCUAGCGGAAAGGAACCGUCGGACUCUGGCCUUCCGAGGCGGCGGCGGCGGCGGGGGGCUCGGCAACAAUGGCAGUAGCCGCGGCCGCCCCGAGACCUCGGCGUGGCCCCUGAGGCAUUUCAAUGGGCGAGGGCCCGCGGCCGUGGAGCUGGAGCUGGACGCGCUGGAGGGGAAGGAGUUGAUGCCAGACGGCGCGUCCCUGAGCGACAGCACCGAGGACGAAGAGGAGGGGGCGAGCCUGGGCGACGGCAGCGGGGCGGAAGGCGGCAGCUGCAGCAGCAGCAGGCGGUCGGGCGGCGAUGGCGGGGACGAAGCGGAGGGCAGCGGAGUGGGAGCUGGCGAAGGAGAGACUGUCCAGCACUUCCCGCUCGCGCGGCCCAAGUCCCUAAUGCAGAAGCUCCAGUGCUCCUUUCAGACCUCCUGGCUCAAAGAUUUUCCCUGGCUGCGCUAUUCCAAGGAUACUGGCCUUAUGUCUUGCGGCUGGUGCCAGAAGACCCCCGAGGACGGGGUAAGCGGGGACCUGCCUCCUGUGGGGCACGACGAGCUUUCGCGAGGGACCCGCAACUACAAGAAAACCCUCCUUCUGAGGCACCACGUCUCUACCGAGCACAAACUCCACGAAGCCAACGCCCAGGAGUCAGAAAUACCAUCAGAGGAGGGGUACUGUGACUUUAAUAGUAGGCCAAAUGAGAACUCUUAUUGCUAUCAACUUCUUCGACAACUAAAUGAACAGAGGAAGAAGGGUAUUCUUUGUGAUGUCAGCAUUGUGGUGAGCGGAAAAAUCUUUAAAGCUCAUAAGAACAUCCUGGUUGCAGGCAGCCGUUUCUUUAAGACUUUAUAUUGCUUUUCAAACAAAGAAAGCCCUAACCAAAACAAUACUACCCAUUUAGAUAUUGCUGCAGUUCAAGGUUUUUCAGUCAUCUUGGACUUCUUGUAUUCUGGUAACCUGGUGCUCACAAGCCAAAAUGCCAUUGAAGUAAUGACAGUGGCCAGCUAUCUUCAAAUGAGUGAAGUUGUUCAAACUUGCCGAAAUUUCAUUAAAGAUGCCUUAAAUAUAAGCAUUAAAUCAGAAGCUCCAGAGUCUGUAGUUGUGGACUAUAAUAAUAGAAAACCAGUUAACAGAGAUGGCCUGUCUUCAUCACGGGAUCAAAAAAUUGCCAGUUUUUGGGCAACACGGAAUCUUACCAAUUUGGCAAGUAAUGUAAAAAUUGAAAAUGAUGGUUGUAACGUCGACGAGGGCCAAAUAGAAAACUACCAAAUGAAUGACAGUAGUUGGGUCCAGGAUGGUUCACCUGAAUUGACAGAAAAUGAGUCUCAAGGUCAAACAAAAGUGUUUAUUUGGAAUAAUAUGGGCUCCCAGGGAAUUCAAGAGACUGGCAAAACAAGGAGGAAAACCCAAGCUACGAAGAGAUUUAUUUAUAAUAUACCACCUAAUAAUGAAACAAAUUUAGAAGAUUGCUCAGUGAUGCAGCCACCUGUUGCCUAUCCAGAAGAAGAUUUGUCAUUCAUCAAGGAAGAACCAGAUCUGGAUGGUGCUCUACUCUCAGGGCCAGAUUGUGAUAGGAAUGUGAAUACAAAUUUAUUGGCUGAAGCCGGCUCCAGUCAAGAUGGAGGUGAUGCUGGUCCUUCACAUGAUUUCAAGUAUGGCCUGAUGCCUGGCCCUUCAAGCGAUUUCAAGUAUGGAUUGCUACCAGGUACUUCAAAUGAUUUCAAGUAUGGAUUGAUACCAGGUGCUUCUAACGAUUUCAAGUAUGGAUUAUUGCCUGAAUCUUGGCCAAAACAAGAAACUUGGGAAAAUGGUGAAUCAUCUCUAAUCAUGAACAAGUUAAAAUGCCCUCAUUGUAGCUAUGUAGCCAAAUACAGACGAACACUAAAAAGGCAUUUGCUCAUUCAUACGGGAGUCAGAUCAUUUAGCUGUGAUAUUUGUGGGAAACUGUUUACUCGCAGAGAACAUGUAAAAAGACAUUCCCUGGUGCAUAAAAAGGAUAAAAAAUACAAAUGUAUGGUGUGUAAGAAGAUCUUCAUGUUAGCAGCCAGUGUUGGAAUAAGACAUGGAUCUCGACGCUAUGGUGUUUGUGUAGACUGUGCAGAUAAAUCACAACCAGGAGGGCAAGAAGGUGUAGAUCAGGGACAGGAUACAGAUUUCCCUCGGGAUGAAGAAUAUGAGGGGAACGGAGGUGGAGAAGCUGAUGAAGAGCUGGCUGAUGAUGGAGAAGAUCAGAAUGAUGCAUCUCGAUGGGAUGAGUCCGGAGAUGUUUGUAUGUCUCUAGAUGACUAACUGACCUACUAUACUCCUCAAGGAUGCUGCAUUUGGACAUAAUAUGAAUCAACAAUUUGAACUGUUGAACUUGAAGGCUUGCAAAAUAUGGUACAUGCUGGAUGGUAGUUAUGUUGCUGUGAAAACUGUAGGGUCAAAGCCUUAUAGCAAAAAAAAUUUUUUUUUAUAUUUGCACAGGACUGUACAGCAGACAACCUUGUGGUUGGAUUACAUGGAGUCCACACAUCUUCAGUCAGUUAUCAAAGUAAAAAUAUUUUUUAUUUAUAGGAUAUACAGUAACUAUUUGGGUCCUAUGGAAAUAUAGUACCUGUUCUUAAAAAAGCUUACAUUCAUGUGCCACUUUAACAUGAAUUAAGAAAAUCCAUUAUUAAGAAUACAGUGACAGCUGACCUAAUUACUCUGUCCAUCAAACCACUCAGGCUAGUUUGUACUAGUAGAGUUUUGUUUCUAUUUUUAUUUUUAUUAAUUUUAUUUUUUUUAAUACAGAUGUUCAGUGAGGGGCCUUUUCAACCCCAUUGGUUCUACUUUUCUGUAUUUUCCAUUUUAAUUUGCUUCAUAACUUAAACCAAGUCUCUUCUAGUCUUAGCUAUUAUUUCUCAAUUUUGUGCUGAUGGGCAUGUUUAUACGAACUGGAGAGGUAAUUUAUUGGAAUGAACUAACUGACUUCCUCCAUUCCCCUUUUCCUUUUUGACAUGAAUUAUACUACUUUACAAAUGAAGAAUGAUGUUGCAAAGUACCAUGGUGAGGUUGACAAAUACCACUAAAAUGAUUAUGAUUUAGAAGUAACUUUCUCCUGCUGCUCUAAUCUGAUAAAUGGUUACUAUAUGACGUUUUCUGACAAGGCAUUCGGUUUUGGGUAUCUGUUACUUUGGCACUACUCUUGUUUGCUUCUUUUUAUUUUUGCCAGUGUACUAUACCUCAGUCCUAUUUGAAAAGACAAAUCUAAUCGAAAGAAAAGUCAUAGAUAAAAUGAUUUGUUUUAUAAUUUAUCCUUCAUGUCCAGUUUUGGUUAGCUUGUUAUGCAAUAUAAGUGAAAUAUCAGGUUUUUACUCCUGUGCCCUUUUUAUCAUUAAAAUUAACACAAAAAGUGCAUUCUCUUUUGUUUCAUACUUACUGGGGUAUUCAGUGUUUGAAAUUAUGAUAGAUAAUUUAGUUAAUUUAUUUUUCAUUUCCUCGAAGUCACUACAUCUUGAUAUAUAUAUAUAUAGUCUUUCUAGUAGUCACCAUGAUUCAACAAUCUGCAAAAAUCUUACAAAUAAAGCAUUGAGAGGCUUUACAAUUUUUAUUCUGUUAACUAAAUUCUUCAGGGUACAAGGGGGUGAUGUGUUAAGUUGAAAUUGCCAGACUUGUUUAGCCUGAUGACAGAUGAAUUAGCUGAUUGACUCACAGCAGCAUUUCAUGUAAUUGAUAUUAACAUGCACAACAUUUAUCAGGAACAUAUUGUAUAUUAUAUAAGAUUGAGGGAUAUCAUAUUUUCAGCUUUCUUUUAAAUAGAAAUUGAGUAUAUUUUCCUAUUUUAUAUCAGGUAACUAAAUUAUGCUAGUCGUGUGGAGAAAAUUGCAAAGUACACUUUGGCAGACAUAAUCCUUUUGGUGCUCCAUCCCAUCAAAGUUGAAAAGAUGAUAGGUUUUUUAAGAGACAGGCUUUCUUACUGUCUCUGAUUUCAGUAGAAAAAUGGUUUAAUGUUAGACACUGAUGCUUCUGCUUGGAUAAAUCAAAGAAAGAUACAGUACAGUUACAUGGUUAGAUGCAUCAUUUGUCACCUAAACUUUAUCAUAGUUUCUACAAAACUGAAAAACCGACAUGGAUAGUUUUGGUUUGACUUUUGUUUAAGACUGAAGAGUACAUCUUUUUCUCAAUGUUCUAGACAAAUGAGUAAAAUGUAAUUCUGGUUGGGUCCAAAGUAGACGUUAGUUGGGCAAAGAUACUAUGAAUGGAGAAGUAUUUUAAACGUAAAAUGUUCUGCUUUGUGAAUAUGUAAGUAUAGUAUAAAGAUUUCUUUCAUCCCAUUUAUCCCUCUCCUUUAAAAUAAACCAUAGUUUACAAUUGGUAGAUCUGUCUAUAUAUAAAUAUAUAUUAAAGAGAAAAGAUAUAUAUCUAAAAAUCACCUAAGUCGGCUUUAUUAGAUUCACUUAAGUGAACUACAGUUCACUUAUCGCAUAGAAACUGGACUUGGCUUUACAUUCUUAAUGUACUUUUACUUUUCCUUAAGAUAUGAACUUACUCUCUUUAAACUGAAUUUUCUUUUACUACUUAAAUCAUUUAUGUAUAUCUGGUAAAUUAUGACCAAAUUUUUGUUAGAUUGCAUACAGUAAAUUGAAAUACACUCUUGGUACACUACGGGAUUGUUGUGCUUUUGUUUUGGUUUUAGUUGGAAACAAGGUUUGAUGUAGAUGGCUUGUUACUGUUAAUUUAAAAUAUUCUAUAAUUAUUGUCCAUUACCUUUUAUGUUGUGUUGUGACAGAUUUGGCUAUAUUUUUAGUCAACUGAAAUAUACUUUAAGAGUUUGUUUUUAGAAAGGUAAUCCAAAGGAAAAAUGUUUAUACUCUUGAAUAUAUUAGCCUCAGCCUAUAUAAAAAUUUCGUCUUUAAAGUAAACAUUUUACCAGAAACAGAAUUGACAGAUUUUUCUACUUGCUGACUGCCUAACUUAUUUUGUUUCAUGAUCUCGAGGGGACUGCCUUUUCCCUUCCAGAUCUUUUUAAAAAAAAUAGUUUAGUACUAAGGUAUACUACUGGAUGUUUCUAUUUUUUUAAGUAUAUUCUUUUUCUGACUUACAGUACAAUUUCAGGAAGUUGAUAGAUACUAAGAACUUAUGAUUGGUCUCAGAGAGGUAACAAUGGAACACUCAAAAUUUUGUCUGUGGAGCCCUGGCGGAAUUAUGUGUUACGCAUUUGCUGAAUUUUUCUCUUGUAACUUAUAUUUUAAAUGAAAAAUAUUUUAGAGCUUUUAUUUAAUGAAGAGGAAGAGUAUAAACUGUUCAUUUCCUGUUCAUUUUGUAGUAACAGACCCUCAUAAAUCAAGAUCAUGUGUUCUUUCUUACGAGUCUCAGAGACAGUUACUUCAUACGGUCCCUGAUUUUUCAUUGUUAUUGGCCCUCAUUUUUCAUAUUCACUAGAUAUUUUGCUAAAUUUUAACACCAUAGCAAUUAAGAGCUAAAAAAAAACAUUAUAGGAAGGGGAAACUGAACAGUAAUGAGUAGCUUUGAAAUUUGGGGGGAAAACAUGAGCUGGUUUUGGUAGAGCCAUCCUGAUGAAGGAAGAGUGAGAUGAAGGAGUUAAUUCAUGUAAAGCGCUUAGAACACUGCCUGGUGCAUAAUAGGGGCAUGACACAUCUUAGUUGUUUAAUAAUACAUGGAAAACCAAGACGAAAAGAAGUGGGGAAAGGGGUGGAGAAUAGGGAGAAAAUAGGGAAUGAAAAGAUCGGGGCUUAGAAAUUUGUAGUAAUACAAUGUGCUGUAAAAGGCCUGAAGAUGACUGGAGUAGUAUAAUAGGGGAAAGUGUGAUGGAAGAUGGGUCUUAAAAAUCAUAAAAUUUAAAACCAAUAAGUUUUAUUUAUGUUUUUAGGAUGUUAACAUAGGAUGAAAAAGUUACUUUUCUGAGUAAUUCCAAAAGCUAGCAUUUUUUUUAGUGCCUGCACAUGCCAUGCGCUUUACAUUAUCUUAUCAAAUUCCCUAUAAGUAGGUGCUAUUGUCUCCAAUUUAUAGAAGAGGAAAGGUUCCAUUGAAAUUUGCUUAAUUUAAUUUGACUCAUGUAACACAGUUACUAAGUGGUAGAGCUGGAUUUGGACCAGGUCUGAUUCUGAAGCCCAUGCUCUUUUUAGGGGGCUCUAUUGCCCCAACUUUUGUAGGAUUUUAGCUCUUGUAAAGGGGUCUGUCUGUGGAGACAUCUUUUCCCUGUGAAACAGCUAUGUUAGCAAUUUGAAUGUCUAAUCCUUCCUCCCCCAAAUAUCCUUAAUACUUUUUCCUCCUAGUACAGCAAUUGUUGUAUCACAUGAUUGUAAACAAGAUACCCAACCUCAGUGUAGCACAUGCUGUUAAUUGGCUAUAGCAUUUUCAUUUUUAAAAGGAUUUUUAACUGAAGAACUAGAUGUGAACCCCAGUUUUUGUGCCGUUCAGUCACCCGGAUCCUUAAACUUAACUAUGGUACAUAAUAUACAUGCUUAGAACUAACAGGUGUUUUUUCUUAGUCACUUUAGGAUUUUAAAUGGAAAGGUUUUUUUUUUUCUUGCUGUAUCCCUACUUUUCAAGUGAAGUUGAACUGUUCAAGAUAGUUUAAAACGUAUUAGGGAUAAGCACACUUUAAAAGAUGUUUUCUAGCUCUGAAUUUUAUGACAUUGGGUACUUAAAAUUUGGAAUAUGCUGGCUAUUGAGAACAAAAUUUUGGGUUUAGGAGAGGGAUGGUUGAGGCCAUUAUGAAAUGGGAGAAUCAGCAUUUUAAACACUGUAAACAUAAAAGAACACUUUCUUCUGCCUGCUGUUUGUAAAAGCUCUUCGGGAAGAUCUUUUACGAAGACCAAUUUUUUAAUGUAAUUUACCUACCUAGUAUAAGUGUCCUAAGACAUGUAUGUAAACUUCCACAACUGUUUUGUCUGUGUAUUUAGAAAAUACACAAGAAUCUUUAUCAAACCUAAAAAUAUAAACUUGUGAGCACUGAACUGCUUCUGGCUUUGUGAAUUUUGUUGACUCUGACAUUUAAUUCAGAUUUCCUUGCUUUUAACGUAUACUAACUUAGACUAAUUGGGGUCGGGAACACCUUUGUAAAUUUUGAUUUAUGUAUAAUUCAGAUACCUCUGGACUUAAGGUUUACAAGUUUGACUUGCAGACUAUUAAGGGUUUUUUGGUUUGUCUCUUUUUAUGUGAAGUGCAUAAAAGACCCAAACUACCUCCUAGUAAUGCUUGGAGAGCUGCUUUAAUUAAUAGCAGUGAUUUGUAAUCCGCAUAUUGUCUUUCAUCUUUAUUACUUUUUUGGAAUUCUCUACAGGUUGUAGAAAACAUUGAAAUACUCCUCCUGAAAUGUACAUACUUUUGGAAAUGGGUUGAAAAGCAAAGGUGAACUACUUCAUCUCAUAUUUGCUGCAUACUAGUGGAUUAAUGGAUUAUAAGUAAAUAUAUAAAUUUCAAGUCUUUGAAACUUUUUAAUAAUACAGAAAAAACAUACUUUUAAAAGGUUUUUGUGGUGGUGGUAUUAGUAAUAGCCCAAAGGAAAUCAUAGAAUAACUAGAUAUCCAGACUUUUAAUUAUUAAAGAAAUGAGUUUUGAUUUAGUUUGGAAAACAGUGAAUUACUGGAUGGGAUGCCUGUAUUGCAUAUAAUUCUUAGUAUCUAAACUUUUAAAAGAACUGUCAUGUGGCAGAAUUAGAUAUAUUCUAUUGGUUUAUAUAGAUAGACUCUCUACGGUUCCAAGGGAUUAGAAUUGGAACUGCUCAGAGUGCUCAAGGUUAAAAAGCAGUUUUUAAUAAAUAAAGAUGCAGUGGGGGCUUCCCUGGUGGCGCAGUGGUUGAGAGUCCGCCUGCUGAUGCAGGGGACACGGGUUCGUGCCCCGGUCCGGGAAGAUCCCACGUGCAGCGGAGCGGCUGGGCCCGUGAGCCAUGGCCGCUGAGCCUGCGCUUCCGGAGCCUGUGCUCCGCAAAGGGAGAGGUCACAACAGUGAGAGGCCCGCGUACCGCAAAAAAAAAAAAAAAAAAAAAAAGCAGUGGGAUUGCUCCCGGAAAAAACCAACCCCCACCCCUCACCACUGGAGAUGUCCUAAAUAAAAUGAAAGAUUACCUGAGAAGCAUUUUGGCUAAGGCAGUAUUGACCAAAAAAUUCUAUUUCAAGGUGGAUUUUUUUGUUGUAAUUUGUUUUGACCACUGUAGUUAUCAACUUUUUGUUUUGCUUAGAAUGUUGAUAAAAUUUUGUGUAAAUAUCUCAUGAAGGAUAUUUUGACACCAAAAUGAGCACAGUUGAAACUUAGAAAAUCAUGUUUAUCUUUAUGGAAAAAAUUGUUACUUGAGCUUUUUUCUUUUUCACUACAAGUCAUCACAGACCAAUGUUUGGAAGCUGGUGUAGGAAAUUCAGUUAUUGGAUCUAUCUAUAUAGUUAGAUAAGAAAAUUAGAGGUCCUUCAGAUCUUAGUCUAUGUCCUAAGUGAAUUUUGAACUAAGGGAAAUUUAAAAAUGGACUACAGGAAAUCUAUUCAGUUAAUUGAAGUGAAUAAAAGAUAGGCGCCGUAGUUGCAUGGUGCCUUACGUGCUAUUAAUACUACCUUCUGAAUGUUUUUUCUUUUUUCCAGUAGAAUCAGUUUGGCAAUAAGAAAAUACUAAUUUUCCACGCAUCAUUAGGUCUGUUUUAGAGUCUUAGUGAAAGACAUGCAAAAGACAGCCUUCUUGACACAUGUCCCAACAGCUGUUGAGAGGACAAUAUAUAAAGAUUUAGGAGAUAAUUAAUACAGAAUUGAUUCCCAGAGAGGGAACUAUAAGGACUUUGCAGUCAAGUUUAGACCAGGGCUCCUCAGCUUUCAUUUCAGUUAUCUUCCCCGUAACAAACUCAUUCAAUAAGUAUUUAACAUUUGGGAAAACUUCCACAUUAGAGACUACAAAUUAUAUUCAGAUAAAAUUCCUGGCACGUAGUCUGAGCUCGGAAUUAUUUCUAAGUGAAUGAUUAUUUAAAGACCUCAACAUUUUUAAGGCUUUUGCCUGCUAGUAUCUCGUGGCUUGUAGCUCUCAAGCUAAUUUUGUUUAGAAGUAGUUUGUGUUGUGCCAUGCACAGGGAUCACACUGAGCCCUCGGGGCCCUUUAUCCCAACACCACCAUAGGUGUCCAUACCCAAAGGCACAAUGACCAAACCCAACCUUUGGCUAAUACUACCAUAGACAUCUCAAUGCAAGUAGUCUUCUGUGAUUCUUUUUUAACCUACACCAUCUCCAUAACAAGUGGCAAGAUUAAGUAUGAGCCACUUGCUGCAAAAUUUUAAUGACUGGCAUAGCCACCACUAACAUCUAAAUGUCUGAUAUUCAGUGUAUAUAAGGAAGAUGUGAAAAAACUAGGAAGAAAACCCUACUGGAGUUUAUUCCUUCAUGUAGUGUAGACUGCAACAAUGCAUCAAUAAAGAUAUUUGGAUCUGAUGUUUUAGUUUACUGAUACGAAUUUUUGGUAUUUGUGAAGAGGAACGUUGGGUGUUGCAUUUAUAUUUUACCAUAUGAAAGACAAAUGUGUGUUUAUCUGUACCAUGUUCUUAUGUCAUCCACUUGGAUUUUGGUAGCACCUAGAUUCCUAAACUGAGAUGGUGGUAUUUACAUAAGAGACGUGAGUGGUUCUUCAAAGCAAGUUUUGCCACACUAAAUUUUCACGUAAUGGCCACUUAAAACAAUUAGCUUAUUCCAAAGAAUGGCAAUUAUAGGAACUGGAUCAGUGUCCAGGAGUUACUAACCCAGGGUCUUAUACUUCUCAUCUAUGGCAAAGGAAAUGAGAAGAAAUUAUUUUAAGAAUUACUUUAGUUCUAGGUAAACAACUAGAGUUUUAUAUAUGUAGGUAUAGUUUUACUUUGAUUUGCUUCCUUAAAAGAUCUUAUUAUUGGGCUUCCCUGGUGGCGCAGUGGUUGAGAGUCCGCCUGCCAAUGCAGGGGACACAGGUUCGUGCCCCGGUCUGGGAGGAUCCCACGUGCCGCGGAGCAGCUAGGCCCGUGAGCCAUGGCCGCUGAGAUUUUAUUAUUUCAUAGGCUUAAGGGUGUUUAUUAGAAUCCUACCUUGGACUUCUGGCAGUUAUUUUUGAGCCAUUAAUCAUCCUAAACUUUUGCUCUAUUUGUGCCUUCUGAAGGUCGCUGACUCUUUAGCACCCUAGUCUAUUUGCUGGCCCUUCUUUGUUACUACUUGGUGACUUACGCGACACUCAAAAUGUAAGUUCCCAUUUCAGUCAAUGGACUCUUUUCCUCUUUGGUCAUACAUGUAUUUGGCAGAUGUACUGAACACCAAUUUGUGAGAAAAGUUACCUGUGAUGGAUAAUGGGAUCACAGUGUAUAUUCAGUUCUCUAUUCUACAAGACAUUUGGGGUGGGAAAAGAUGCAAAGUUAGACAAUCAGGGAACUUUAUCAAAGAGGCCUUUCAUUUCAGCAAUUUAAGAAAGUUAGUGAUUGAGAGGUGUGGAGUGAAGAUAUAAAACAGUGCAGAUUAAGUUAGUAAUGCAUACACAGCACUUUGCUUUGUCCCUCUUCAGUGUAGUAAAGAGGAGAAAGAAUACUUUCACCUUGAAAAUUUAUUACUUUCUAGGUGCCUCCCAAUUCUCUCAGCUAUACUGGACAAGUCUGUAGGAUUAGACAAGCUCUUGUUUUCUCGGAAGACCCAUCUGUGUACUCAGGGAAACGGACACCUUAGUAGAGUCUACCUACUGUUCGGGGGACCUAGAUGAUGAAGACUUUGACCUAGAGGUUUCGUAUCCAGCAAAGCAGUUCAGUAAAAUUGUAGGAACUUGGGGCUAAUGUUCAUUCCACAUAUUUUCUGAAUAGGGAAAGAAUAUCACCUCUUCUCAAAGGCUGAAAUCACAGGCUUCCGUAGUCCCCAGCCCCACCUCAAGUUAUUCUUAAUGAAAGUUAUAAGAUCUUUACUCAAUAUUUUUUGAAUUUUAUUUUUUAUACAGCAGGUUCUUAUUAUCUAUUUUAUACAUAUCAGUGUAUAUAAGUGUAUAUAUGUCAAUCCAAAUCUCCCAAUUCAUCCUACCACCCCCCCACCCCACUUCCCCUCUUGUUUGCUCAAUUUUGAUGUGCUUUUUUUUAGCAUAGCAUAUUUAUGCCUCACUAAAAUUAAUCUCUUAAAAUCAAAAACCUAGUCAAUGUUCAAAAUUCCAGUCAUUCACGUUCCGUGUGUGUGUGGUGUAUUUUACAGUUUGCUUUUCGGUCAGGAGUCUAAUAAUCUGUAAUAGGAGUCAGCAAACCUUUUCUGUAUAGGGCGAAACAGUAAAUACUUCAAUAUAUUCAUUGAAGAGUGAUGUGCCUUCUUAACAUCAGUGAAUUAUUUCCUUUCCAGAAUUACAAAUCCAGCAACAAGAUUUAACACUUCGAUGGCACCAUUUUAGAUACUACCUAGUCUGUGAUUAUGCAAUAAGACCUUAACAGGAAUUCAGUUAAAUACCAUACCCCAGUCCACAGAGUGUUCCCUCUCCCGAAACCCCAGUUGCUAAAUGAGAAAGGAUAUGUCCAAUUCAGAAAUACAUUCAGAGCUUGAAAGAGGAGACUUGCUGAUAAAAAUGUGUACCUUUCUAAAUUAGACCCUUCUAUUGCCACUUAAUCCUAUCUUUAUCCUCUGUUAAAAGAUUCUUUUAUAUCAGACCUCAACCUUAGUUGAGUACUAUGACUUUGACUUUCCAUAGCCUUUAGAAUGUAAACUAUUUUGGGAGAUUUUCAUUAAUAUCUGCACUUACAAAAGGUGUCGGUAAAUUGGACUUGUCAGUCUUCUUGGACACAGUUUGAUAAUGCUAAGCUUGUGAGUAACUGAGCCAAAGUAUCUGCCCUGAAAAACACUUUCUAUCACACUGAAGAAAAUUCCCCGAACUAAAGACUAUCAAACUGAUGCAGAAGCCCAUGUCAUUGUUUCAGACGCACAUAAUUCCCCAUUUUAAGUCCCGUUGAGGACGAUCUUCGUUGUGUGGCUCAGACUCUUGUAAUAGUAGACCCGAGUACAUGGCAAAUGAACCAAAUACUGAGCACGAUUCUUCUGAGUCAAAAUUUCUAUUAAAACAUAAUUUCAACAUUGACCUAAAAUAAUUCCAACAGUUUUUCCUUAUAAUUAAGGUUAAAAUUAAUCAAAACAGAUGGUCUGAUUUUAAGAGAUUUAGAAAAAGUUUGGUACCUCUUCUAUCUUAUGUGGUACUGUCCCAUCAGAAGUGUCAAAUAUAUCCAGAAAGGACAUACGAUGGAACUCUGAGAAUACAGCAGCGUUCCUGUCUGGGCAUCCCAUUCACUCCUCAACCCACUGCAACCUAGACUGUGACUUAAAUAUUUGAAACUACCCUCUUAAAGGCCACGAUCCUCACCUCUGCAGCAUUUGCUACUGUGACUGAAUGACUGAUUUCCUUCACACAGCCCUCCCCUUGACCACGUAAACGUUGGUGUUCUUUUAAUUCUUCGCAGGGCACUCUCCCAGUGUUCUUUCCCUUCGUGUUCUUAGUCUCAAAUGAUCACAAUGACUUGGUUGACCUCUCUUCAGUGUUCACAAAGAUUUGUAGAAAUGACACCAUGCAUUGUUGUUUGAUGCACAGAGGAUUUUCGAUCACAUCCUAAUUUGGGUCACUGUUCUUUAAUUUCUCGUGGAUGACCUCGGGGGUCUUUAGAUGUACAUUUUUGGUGUAUGGAGUCUCAUCAUGAGCAUAGCAAAGUCACCUUUAGAAAAAUUAUAACCUUGAUUUUUCUGAAGCUAUGUAAUGCAUGCCAGCCAUGUAAACACUAUUUGAUGAGGUGAUGUCUAGUAGACUUUAUCAUGUCAUAUCAACAUGUAUGUAUCUCUGUUAACUAUACAGACUAAUAAAAUCUUCGAAUUGAAGGAACCUGAGAAAAACCACACCUGUUUAUCCAGCCUCUGCUUGAACUCAUCCCAUCAGUUCAUCAGUUCAUUUCCAGCUCACGUAGCAGCCAUAUUAGGUUGAGAUCCAUCUUAUUAGUUCUUCUCUAGACUGAGUUGAGUUGAAGUCUCCUUAUUCCACCUCCCAAUGCCACAUGGAUUCACAUCCUUUCACAUAAUGGUCUAUGCAACUGUGGGAACUUGAAAGGGGUGUACACUAUAUUUGAGGAGUACUUAGGGCCUUAAAUUUUUUCCAUUGCUAGAAAACUUUUCAUUCCUGUAAGUAUUAAUAUAAUGUCAGAAAUCCAUAGUGUUCACUCUUCCAGUUUAAUGUUUCUCUCUUCAUUUUAAAGCUAAGAAUCAAAUAUUUAAUAUGAAUAACCAGUGCUCAAAACAAGAUUUUAAAGAAAAGCACCCAGAAAUAUUUCUUGUAAAGUAGAAUAUUAAUUUGUUGGCACUGGUAUAUAACACUUAACAUAAGAUUAAACUUGCUUCUCCAAGAUAAGAUUAAGUUUGCAGCUUGAUAUAAAAAUUUAAACGUUGCUUAAUCCUAGGCUUUCAAGAGUUUCAUAAUUAAUUGAUUUCUUAAUGCAGUACAGUUUUAACAUGUAUAAAUUUAAUGAUUGAACUCCCUUUAGAAAAUGUAUUAUGAGGAAGAUGUGAGUUAUUUUUUCCUUUAUUUGCAUUUCAGAUCAUAUUCUAAAAGAAGUGAUAAAUAUUUCAUUUUUAUUAAAUUCUUAUAAAACUUCAGGUCCUUCAGCCCCAAGCCAUCCCUCUCCUUAAGCAGCAGGAUAGGUUUAUAAUUAUGACUACUUUGUUAUUUUUAUAGUUAGUUUGAAAAACAUUAUGAGUACAGUCCUGGUGCGUUUAUGUCACCAAGAUGGAAGAAUGAGAAUAUUGUCUUCAUUAGGUAGCCAGUUUAAGUCCUAAACAUUAUUGAGUAUUCAUUGGCAUAAUAUUUCUUCUCAGUGUUUGAACUCUAAAAUUAUGAGUCAGGAAAGUCCAUAAAAAUAGUUACCCAAAAUGCAUUUUUGUGAGGUUUACUGCAUGCUGUUUGAAAGUUACCACCAUAUCCUUCAUCUUUGUUUCAGCACAAAAUCCAAGAACGUGAGCUGAGAAUCCGAGGACAUUUUGCCUGUGUAGGUGAUGAACUUCAUUGCAAUUUUAGCCAUUUACGAAUAUGAGAGGGAAAAAGGGGGAUGUUUUUACUCUUUAAGCAUUUAUAACUCACAUCGUGCCAGUUUGUUAUAACUUUUAUGUUUAAUGUGAGCAAUUUCUUUAUAGUAUCAUUGUGACUCUAACCUGCUAGACCUCAGAAUGGCUAUUUUUUGGGAAACUAAGCUUAAAUGAUGCAGAUGUAAUAUUAUUUGCAAGCAAAAAAUGAGUAAAUUUGCAUUAGCUGGUUUGCCACUGUAAAAGUCCAUUUUCUGCAUAUAUAAUGGAAAUGAAGUGACUUCAAAAAUCAGAUUUGAGAAUGUUUUCAAUAUAUCAUCCUGUUAUUAAUGUCCUGCAUUUUAAUAGAAUCUUUUUUCUUAUAUUCCCACCUUUAUGAACAUAAUUUGUCGUUGGAGAUGAUUAAUGAGGCAACUGCAAAGGCAAAAUCUGACAUUUUGUAUAUUCUAAGAAAGACUGUCAAUUUAUUUUUUAGCCAUAUGUACACACAGAAAGCAAAACUUAAUCAUGCCAUUAAAGAAAAAUUGUAAGCAAUUGAAA